Cydia strobilella is the source of this 2529-nucleotide messenger RNA. It is a transcript of the gene Bcp, whose product is annotated as cathepsin L-like. Gene Ontology annotation, cellular component: lysosome. Lineage: Eukaryota; Metazoa; Arthropoda; Insecta; Lepidoptera; Tortricidae. The transcript has 7 exons. Gene Ontology annotation, molecular function: cysteine-type endopeptidase activity; cysteine-type endopeptidase activator activity involved in apoptotic process. The coding region runs from base 135 to 1157 and encodes 340 amino acids. The record is from RefSeq and is a predicted model, not a curated record. Gene Ontology annotation, biological process: immune response; positive regulation of apoptotic signaling pathway; positive regulation of peptidase activity.
CAUUCUUGGCAUAAACAAAUUAGGAGCUCCACGGAGUUGUCGUGUUUGUUGAUAUUCAAUAGGCUGUCUCGCGUCGCGAUAAUUAAUUAAUUUAUAGCUUAUUCUGAUUGUAUCGUUGGAGCAUAUUGGGAAAAAUGAAGUGUGUAGCUGUGCUUUUGUGUGUGGUGGCAGCCGCCAGCGCUGUUUCCUUCUUUGACCUGGUCCGUGAGGAAUGGAACGCCUUCAAGAUGGAACACAACAAACAAUACGAAUCAAAGGAAGAGGACAAGUUUCGCAUGAAAAUCUACGCUGAGAACAAGCACAAGAUUGCCAAGCACAACCAGAAGUUUGAACAAGGCCAGGUGUCGUACCGGCUCAAAAAUAACAAGUACGGGGAUCUGCUGCAUCAUGAGUUCGUGCACACCAUGAACGGCUUCAACAGGACUAAUAAGCACAAGGGUCUCCUCUCCAAGGCCGCUGGGGUCCGCGGGGCCACCUUCAUCUCGCCGGCCCACGUGACCCUUCCCGACCAGGUGGACUGGAGGAAGAAGGGCGCCGUCACCGAAAUCAAGGACCAGGGCAAAUGCGGAUCCUGCUGGUCUUUCAGUACGACUGGCGCUCUGGAAGGCCAACAUUUCCGCAAGAGCGGAUACCUGGUGUCCCUCUCCGAACAAAACCUGAUCGACUGUUCAGCCGCCUACGGAAACAACGGUUGCAAUGGCGGACUCAUGGACAACGCCUUCAAGUACAUCAAGGACAACGGAGGCAUUGACACUGAGAAGACUUACCCCUAUGAGGCUGUUGAUGACAAGUGCAGGUACAAUCCUAAGAACUCCGGCGCUGAUGACGUUGGCUUCACCGACAUUCCUCAAGGAGAUGAACAGAAACUUCUAGAGGCAGUGGCUACUGUGGGACCAGUGUCUGUGGCCAUUGAUGCUUCCCAAGAGUCCUUCCAGUUCUAUUCCGAUGGUGUUUACUUUGAUGAGAACUGCUCGUCUGAGAACCUCGACCAUGGGGUGCUCGUCGUCGGGUUCGGCACGGACGAGGCCGGCGGCGACUACUGGCUGGUGAAGAACUCGUGGGGCCGCAGCUGGGGCGACCUCGGCUACAUCAAGAUGGCGCGCAACCGCAACAACCACUGCGGCAUCGCCUCCGCCGCCUCUUACCCCCUAGUUUAGAUUUAUACCAACUCAAAAACAUAGAACUCCACGAAAACAUCAACUUGCCAUCUAUUUGUAUUUGACAAUGGGUACAAACACAUCGGAGAUCUAAUAAUAAAGAAAAGACACCAUGUAAACAUCUACUUGCCACCUACUUUUAUAGCAAAUUUAACAAUGGAAAGGCAUACCAAUAUCUACUGCCAAUAUACAAAGAGAAAAUUUUGUCGCCUAAAAUUAAAAGAAAUUCAAGAUAACCUUAAACAGUAUGGUAUGAGACCGUAUUGUUUUGAGUUGUUGAAGACUAGUUUUUUUUUUUUACUUGACUCACUUGACUGUAUAAAAGGCGAUUUAAUGAUUAUUACACGUUGAAUUCAAAUAUUGCUGAUUGUUAAAUUAAAUACCAACGAUUGGUGGCACCGCAUUUUAUACAUAUAUUUAGAAGCCAAGAAGCAGAUUUUAGCUUACUAGAGAUAACAUUAAAAAUAGAAAUAAUAAAUAUAAAGUCAAAUUGUAAAAAUGAUAGCUUAUUUCAUCAGUGGCUAUAACUAUAAUAUAAAAGAUCUUAGUGAUGUCUAAUUAUAAGUGUCUGAAGCUUUACAAAUUUAUACUUAGUUGUAAGGCUAUGGAAUUGUUUGUAAAUUUUAUCUACUUUAAGUUUUAGUGAAUGUUGCAACCCUGUGUAAAAAAGUAGCAUCUAUAUCAUUGUCACAGUAAAAAAGAAAAAAAAACAUCUUAAUACUCUUAUGCAGUGUUGGCCACAACGUUAAUGCAAUUAAUCAGUACAAAUUGAACCGUAAACUGUAACCAUUCGUUACGGUUUACGGUUCAAUUUGUACUGGUUAAUGCUUAAUUGCAAUUAACGUUCGGCCAACACUGCUAAUGUUAUGGUACUUAUUGAGACUUUUUGACUGUGACAUUUCUUAUCAUUCCAUUGCUUCGACGAAACAUCACAUUUUAUUUUAGGGAUGGGUCUUGUAAAAAUUACAUAGUUUUAUAAGGCCUAGACUAAGUAGUUUUAAUGCUAGGUUAACACUUACUGUCCGUGCAUUACAUGACAUGCACCGUCAAACUACUCUGUCACGUCUACGUGACGUCAGAAAUGGAUGGCACUAUACAUUUGUGCAUUAAGCCCUUGCUAGACGGUCGCCGACAAGCCCUUCGGACCGCGUGGCCUUGGUCUGGACGGACCGUGUAGACAGUGUUUACAACAAAAUUUCAUACAAACAUUACCAAGGUUAGACGGUCUUGUCUGCGACCGUCUAGCACACGCUUUACCUAUAAAUCCUAUAAUGCACGGACGUAUCGAUCCAUGGCAGUUAAUGUGUUGUUCCAAUUUUACGUUGUGAUAUGAUUUGCGACUGUGAGAAAUAUAAAUAUAUUUUAUUUAAUA